Messenger RNA from Ectocarpus siliculosus, 636 nucleotides. The record is from the annotation of a GenBank genome assembly. Lineage: Eukaryota; Phaeophyceae; Ectocarpales; Ectocarpaceae.
AUGGAGACAGAGGAGGCUGGUCGUGUGCCCGGUGGUGUUGCCAGCGACGUUGUUGAUUAUGGUGCCGGGGCCAAGGACGAGAGCUUGCGCGUAGAGGAUGUGGUCGCGGAGGUGCCGGAAGGGGCAGGCCUGGACGCCGGUGCAGCUCGUGAAGCUACUGCUGGUAACGAUGAGCGCAAGAAGAAGAGCGGUGCCAACCGUGGCAGCAAUGACCGUGGCGUCUCCUCGACUUCCUCGUCCACGCACAUGGCCAUGGCUCCCCCCCCGCCUAAGCCGGCGGCGAUGGCGAUGGCGAUGGCGAUGGCGAUGGCGGCUCCCGAGCCCCGGAAGAGGAAGGGUACCCCCCACCCCAAGCCACUGGUGAAGAGGACCACCCCGAGGCGUGGCAAGAAUGUCGACGAAGAAGAGCUCUCGCCCGGCAGUUUCAUAACACAGGUCGAGGCGAAUCAGCGGCGUCGCCAAGGAGCCGACUCCCGCUCUUCUCAGGAAGGAAAUGGAGGCCAUGCUUUGAAGGUUUUGAUGAGACAUGCGGUAUGUUGCCGCCUGGGGCGAUUCAUCGCUUGGAAAUCCCAACACAAAGGAACGAAGCAAGCUGUGGCUGGUAAUGGCUGGAGAGCGCUCGUGAGGUUGAUUUAG